Molecule: messenger RNA, 390 nt
Organism: Yamadazyma jaroonii
Lineage: Eukaryota; Fungi; Ascomycota; Pichiomycetes; Serinales; Debaryomycetaceae
Source: the annotation of a GenBank genome assembly
AUGGCCCCAAAAGCUGAAAAGAAACCUGCCUCAAAAGCCCCAGCUGAAAAGAAACCAGCUGCUAAAAAAACUGCUUCUACUGAUGCUAAGAAAAGAACCAAAACCAGAAAAGAAACUUACUCAUCAUACAUUUACAAAGUUUUAAAACAAACUCACCCAGAUACUGGUAUUUCCCAAAAAGCUAUGUCAAUUAUGAACUCAUUCGUCAACGAUAUCUUUGAAAGAAUCGCUGGUGAAGCUUCUAAAUUAGCUGCUUACAACAAAAAAUCAACCAUCUCUGCCAGAGAAAUUCAAACUGCUGUUAGAUUAAUCUUACCAGGUGAAUUAGCUAAACAUGCUGUUUCCGAAGGUACUAGAGCUGUUACUAAAUAUUCUUCAGCUUCUUCAUAA